Messenger RNA from Leptinotarsa decemlineata (Colorado potato beetle), 981 nucleotides. RefSeq lists its product as uncharacterized. The record is from RefSeq and is a predicted model, not a curated record. NCBI's taxonomy places the organism in Eukaryota, Metazoa, Arthropoda, Insecta, Coleoptera, Chrysomelidae.
ACUGAUUUUAGGCGAUGUACAUCAGUUUCUCCAUAGUUGAUGAUCCGUCAAUUUUAACAAGAUGAACGUCGAUACAGAGCUGAUGUUCGAAUGUCUGAUAUACCUGAACUUGUUUUAUUUCCCCGUGUUUGGAACGUGUGAGACGAUAAUGACUGCUGCCAAGUACAUAAGCAUCAUCGAUACUCCAAAAAUUGAUACAGAUGCAGCCGUGGUGGGCACGAAACUCUCUGUGGAGUUGCUGAAAAUCCUUAUCUACAGGAAAUUCAAGGAUUUCAGAAGAAGAACCGUGACUGCAAUAACAGUGUUACUCACCUUCGUAACAAUUGGAACGCUAUUCUACUCUUUCUUCAUCCAGAGUCCGGUGCUGAAACUUGAAUCGAUACUAAACUCCUUGACCAUAAUGUUAGCCACUACAGAAGUUGUUUUUGGCAUUCUAGAAAUAUUACCUUGUUGUCAAAAACCGCAUUACUACUAGUAAACUGUAUAGGCAAUAUAUAGAGAUAUAGAAAAAUCAAGAAUAUCUUGACUAAAUUGAAGAUUACAUUUUUGGAAACAAUUUUUCAGGUAGAUUUGUAAUAUGAAAUAAUUCACACUAGAUACAAGAAUUACGGAAGCGCAAAAAGGCCCCAUAUUUGUAUUAUUUGUUUCAUGAAAAUUACGACUUACAUCGCGAAAUUUCGACUUUGAUCUCGAAAUUACGACUUUAAACUCUAAAUUACGAUUUUAAAUUCGAAAUUUCUACUAAAGUGGAAAUUUUAAAAUGGAAGUCGGAAUUUAGAGUAUAAAGUCGUAAUUUCGAGAUCAAAGUCGAAAUUUCCAAUCGUGAUUUUCAAGAAACGAAUAAUAAAAAUAUGUGGACCUUUUGCGCUUCCGUACAGAAGGGCCACAUAUCUUCAUUAUUAUUUGCUUGAAAAUUGCGACUUUGAGCUAUUUGAAUAACGAUUUCAAACUAGACAUUUCGACAUCAAUCUCGUAAUUUCA